This is a messenger RNA of Sus scrofa (pig), 1460 nucleotides long. RefSeq names its product serine/threonine kinase 16 (gene STK16). The record is from RefSeq and is a predicted model, not a curated record. Lineage: Eukaryota; Metazoa; Chordata; Mammalia; Artiodactyla; Suidae. Gene Ontology annotation, molecular function: protein serine/threonine kinase activity; ATP binding. Gene Ontology annotation, biological process: protein phosphorylation. Gene Ontology annotation, cellular component: cytoplasm; Golgi apparatus.
CCGCUGGCCGUUACGGCGGCGCGGACUGAUGACGUAACCGAUGCUUCCGGUCCCUGACGCUCCCCACCCCCAGCUUAGCACAGCAUGAUCCGCUGGACCUCCAGCACCUUGCCUGAAAAAGACCACUUAACUUGGACGAACCCUUUGGCAGCCUCAGACCGUCCUUGAAGAGAAUGACUGAAACACUAUGGGCCAUGCACUGUGUGUCUGCUCUCGGGGAACUGUCAUCAUUGACAAUAAGCGCUACCUCUUCAUCCAGAAACUGGGGGAGGGUGGGUUCAGCUAUGUGGACCUAGUGGAGGGGUUACGUGAUGGACAGUUCUACGCCCUGAAGCGAAUCCUGUGUCAUGAGCAGCAGGACCGGGAGGAGGCCCAACGAGAAGCAGACAUGCACCGCCUCUUCCAUCACCCCAACAUCCUUCGCCUUGUGGCUUAUUGUCUGAGGGAGCGAGGCACUAAACAUGAGGCCUGGCUGCUGCUGCCCUUCUUCAAGAGAGGCACGCUGUGGAAUGAGAUAGAAAAGCUGAAAGACAAAGGCAACUUCCUAACUGAAGAGCAAAUCCUUCGGCUGUUGCUGGGUAUCUGCAGAGGCCUUGAGGCCAUUCAUGCCAAGGGUUAUGCCCACAGGGACCUGAAGCCCACAAACAUCUUGCUUGGAGAUGAGGGGCAGCCGGUUUUAAUGGACUUGGGUUCCAUGAAUCAAGCGUGCAUCCACGUGGAGGGCUCCCGCCAGGCUCUGGCCCUGCAGGACUGGGCAGCCCAGCGGUGCACCAUCUCCUACCGAGCCCCGGAGCUCUUUUCUGUGCAGAGCCACUGUGUCAUCGACGAGCGGACUGAUGUCUGGUCCCUAGGAUGCGUGCUCUAUGCCAUGAUGUUCGGGGAGGGCCCUUAUGACAUGGUGUUCCAGAAGGGUGACAGCGUGGCCCGCGUGCAGAACCAGCUCAGCGUCCCGCAGAGCCCCAGGCAUUCCUCAGCUUUGCGGCAGCUGCUGACCAUGAUGAUGACCGUGGACCCCCAGCAGCGCCCUCACAUUCCUUUCCUCCUGAGUCAGUUGGAGGCACUGCAGCCUCCUGCUCAGGGCCAGCACACUACCCAAAUCUGAACAAACCAGUGGCCGCGUUGAGAAGGUGGCCUCUGUGCCUUGGGAGAAACUUCCAUCCCUCAGUGGAGUCUCCAUCCUUUCUAUCCAGGACCCCUCUCUUGUGGUUGGGGCAGCCAGGGGUGGGGACCGUCAGCUCAGUCUUCUGCCUCUGUCUAUGCUCUGUUACCCCAAAGAGCAACACCUGGACAGGGGGCUUGACUGAGUGGGGGUGGAUAAGGGUCGGGGCUGGGGUAAGGGAAACUGAUAGAAUCUGGUAAAGGCUCUGCAGGUCUGCUGAGCUUAUAUCAUGAUAUGCCUCCAAAUCUGGGUGCAGGAGAAUGUAUCAAUAGAAGAAUAAAGUAAAAGCAGCCUGAUGUGA